Bipolaris victoriae FI3 is the source of this 1572-nucleotide messenger RNA. RefSeq lists its product as hypothetical. Gene Ontology annotation, molecular function: iron ion binding; heme binding; oxidoreductase activity, acting on paired donors, with incorporation or reduction of molecular oxygen. Bases 1 to 1572 code for a protein of 523 amino acids. The transcript has 5 exons. NCBI's taxonomy places the organism in Eukaryota, Fungi, Ascomycota, Dothideomycetes, Pleosporales, Pleosporaceae. The record is from RefSeq and is a predicted model, not a curated record.
AUGUUUCUUGAGAGCAUCUCUGAUCGUGUUGGGUUUGAAGUGGUGAGUGCGAAGGGGCUUGUGUUUUCAUCUGGGAUCUUCCUGGCUUCGAUCGCCAUUUACGUCCUGGGAUGUGGCAUAUAUAACAUAUUCUUUCACCCACUCCGUCACAUUCCUGGGCCUCUACUCGCGCGGGCCGGCCCCCUGCCAUACGUGCUCAGGGCGCGCAAUGGCCGACUGGUCGAAUGGACCACGCAGCUGCACGAAAAGUAUGGAGAUGUGGUUCGCGUGGCUCCCAAUGAGGUCUCGUUUACGGCGGCAGACUCUGCGUGGUCUGACAUUUACGGCUUCCGCACAGGCAAGUACAAGGGUACGGGAUCGUACCUGAAAGAUAAAGCGUGGUAUCCCCGACCCGUUAGUGGCGUACCGUCUUUGCUCAGCGCUGACGAGGAAGGCCACUCUCGCAUGCGUCGUAACCUCUCUCACUUGUUUAGUGAAAAGUCGCUUCGACAGCAGGAAUCUCUUCUCCAGGGCUACGUUGAUCUGCUUGUCCAGCGGAUGGGUGAGCAUGCUGCACGAGGUGAAAUCAUGGACGUUGUUCGCUGGUAUAAUUUCAUAACCUUUGACAUUAUCGCCGACCUCGCUUUUGGCGAAUCCCUCUACUGCCUGCGCGACUCGGAGAACCACGAAUGGGUCAGCCUCGUUUACAGCGCGGCGAGCGUGGCCACCAUAAUGUCAACCCGCCGCAAGUACGGCUUUAUAGCAUUCUAUGACUGGGCUCGCAACCUGUUCCAGGACACGAUGCAGAAUGAAAAGCGCCGCCGCGAAUUCAGUCUCAAAGCCUCAGCCAAAGUAUCGGAGCGCCUCGCACAGCUCGAAAACGGUGACGACAACAAACCGGAUUUCUUCGGCCAGCUCAUGCGCAACCGCGUCAGCGAAGAGAAGCGGCUGUCGCGCGCUGAAAUGGAUGCGAACGCUGUUACGUUUCUGACUGCCGGCAGCGAGACAACUGCUACAACACUAUCUGGAUUCACUUAUUUCGUCCUCCGCCGCCCAGAGAUUUAUGCCAAGAUGGUGCAAGAAAUCCGCUCCGCAUUUACCUCUCUCGCAGACAUUAAUGUGGAAAAAGCAACGCAGCUUCCGUACCUCACGGCUUGCAUCCAGGAAACGCUGCGCAUGUAUCCCCCCGUCCCCACUGGUUUCCCACGCGUUGUUCCACAAGGCGGAGCCAAUAUCUCGGGACACUACAUUUCAGGAGGUACUUCUGUCUAUGUUAGUCAAUAUGCCAUGCACCAUUCGUCGCGCCAUUUCAAAAACCCAGAUGAGUUUGUACCGGAACGAUGGCUCGAGGGCGCGAAUGGAGAGUAUAGCGGGGAUAAAAAGGAUGGAUUCAAUCCGUUUAGUUUUGGACCGAGGAACUGCAUUGGCAAGAAUCUCGCUUGGGCCGAACUUCGUCUUAUUAUUUCUUCCAUAUUUUUCGCGUUUGAUUUUGAGCUUGUGGACAAAGAGAUCGAUUGGAUGGCGAUGCAGGAGGUGUUUACGCUUUGGAAGAAGCCGGGGUUGACUGUUAGGCUGAAAGCUGUGUCGGAGUAG